This is a messenger RNA of Spodoptera exigua (beet armyworm), 1417 nucleotides long. The record is from the annotation of a GenBank genome assembly. NCBI's taxonomy places the organism in Eukaryota, Metazoa, Arthropoda, Insecta, Lepidoptera, Noctuidae.
GGCAUAUCCGCGCAAGCGCAAACGUUAUUUUAUUGUUUGUGUUUUGUUAUCAUCAAAUCAAAAUUGUCAUUUGUUUUGUUUACGUUUACUUUGAAGAAACAAAAUAUACUAAAGUUACCAUAAUUCUAUUUUUAGCUAAAAUGGUUACGAACUUGUUAGCGCUUAUUUCAAUUAUAGUUUCUGUUAGUUCUAGUACAAAUAUCGAAUUUUGUAGUAAGGAUGAGAAAUCUUGCUCUGAAGACCACAACAAAUAUAGCAAAGAAUCAAAUGACUGGUCAAUGCAAAUCAAAGAACAAAUAAAUACAGCUAUGAAUAAAUAUGUUCUUUGUAAAGUAGAAAAUUGUAGCUGUCAUAAAUCAGUGAUUGAUGAAGACCUGGCUCCUUUUAAAGGAGGUAUUACCAAGGAACUAUUUGAAAGAGCUCGAAUGAAAGCUACCAAAUAUCAGAUCAUUGAUGGAAAGCUGUACAGAGAAGAGGAUUGCCAUUUUCCAGCUAGAUGUGCAGGUGUAGAACACUAUUUAGUACCUAUUGCAGCAAAAAUGCCUAAUUUAGAACUAGCACUGAACACCAGAGACUGGCCCCAAAUUAACCGGGCUUGGGGCCAUCCAAAAGCACCAGUAUUAUCAUUUAGUAAGACAAAAGAUUAUUAUGAUAUAAUGUAUCCUGCCUGGAGUUUCUGGGAAGGUGGUCCAGCUAUAUCCUUGUAUCCUACUGGCAUAGGCAGGUGGGACAAACACCGAAUCUCAAUAACAAAAUCUGCUGAAAAAUGGCCAUGGGAAAAGAAAGAAAACAAAGCCUUUUUCAGAGGAUCUCGAACCAGUGAUGAAAGAGAUGCUCUUAUACUACUCUCUAGAGCUGAGCCUGACCUAGUUGAUGCGCAAUACACCAAAAAUCAGGCUUGGAAAUCCGACAUGGACACCCUUUAUGCGCCGCCAGCUUCAGAAGUACCAUUUGAAGAACAUUGUAAAUACAAGUAUUUGUUCAACUACAGAGGCGUGGCUGCUAGCUUUAGAUUCAAGCAUUUAUUCUUAUGCAAGUCUCUAGUCUUCCAUGUUGGUGAUCAAUGGCUCGAGUUCUUCUACCCAUCACUUAAACCUUGGGUACACUAUGUUCCUAUUAACCCAAGAGCAUCACAGGAAGACAUUAAGAAGUUAAUACAUUUCUUCAAAGAACAUGACGAUUUGGCCAAUGAAAUUGCAAAUAGAGGCUUCCAACAUAUUUGGGAUCACUUAACUGACAAGGAUGUCAAAUGCUACUGGCGUAAACUUCUAAAGAAAUACGCUAAACUAGUGACUUAUGAUGUUGUAAAAGAUAAUAAACUAAAAUUAAUUGUUUCGUAAAAUAUGAUCUGUAAGUGUAAACUAGCUAUUUGAGUCUUGUUGAAAACAUGCAUUGUCCACAAUCACUAUAAAAAAAA